Messenger RNA from Brassica napus (rape), 1603 nucleotides. RefSeq names its product agamous-like MADS-box protein AGL62. The transcript has 2 exons. Gene Ontology annotation, biological process: regulation of transcription by RNA polymerase II. The record is from RefSeq and is a predicted model, not a curated record. Lineage: Eukaryota; Viridiplantae; Streptophyta; Magnoliopsida; Brassicales; Brassicaceae. Bases 644 to 1363 code for a protein of 239 amino acids. Gene Ontology annotation, molecular function: protein dimerization activity; DNA-binding transcription factor activity, RNA polymerase II-specific; RNA polymerase II cis-regulatory region sequence-specific DNA binding.
UUUAUUUUGGAAAAAUAGCAUUUUAAAAACUGAGAGUGCAACUUUCUAGCACUUUAAACAAUGAAGUUUUUUGACUAGCACUUUAAACCUUAAAAAUGAUAUUUUUAUCAUAACAAACCUCAAACAACGUUUUCCUAUUCAUAGGCGACCGAAACUGUUCAUUUUACAUGUUAAAAUGAAGAGGAGUCGGUUUAUUUUUAAAAAAUAAUAAUAAUUGAUAAAAAAUACAUAAAAUUCGAAUAAAAUUUGAGAAAAUUGUAAAAAAAAUUAAAACAAAAAAAUAAAAUUUCAAAAUAUACUACUCUCAUGUGGUGUAAUAAAAUCAAAAUUUCAAAAAUACUGUAAUUUUUAUUUCCUGAAAAUGAUUAGAUACAUUUGACAGAUCAUUGUGCACUGUAACAUAUAAAAUGAUUCCCAAAUAUCAUAAUUUUCAUCCUAAUAUGUACUAUAUAGGAUAACUAUUGUAAGCUUGAACUGGUAAUUAAUAUACAAAUUCUAUAUAUGUUAGAAUCUUUAAAGAUAAUUUACUUAAAAUGACUUUACAUAUUAUAUCAUGAAGGUAACAAAUCCUUAUAAAUAUAAGAUCUAUUCUACUUUAUAAUAUCAUGUUUUGUAGCUUAUAUGUUAAAACGAAACUUUGAAAAUGGCGAGAAGCAGAAAAGGUCGUCAAAAGAUACAAAUCGUAAAAAUGGAGAAAGAUAGCGACCUUCAUGUUACGUAUUCAAAAAGAAGACAAGGUCUUUUUAAAAAAGCUAGCGAGCUUUGCACCUUAUGUGGUGUAGAAAUUGGAGUACUUGUGUUUUCACCUGGUCGGAAAGUAUUUUCUUUUGGUAAUCCAGAUGUUAGAUAUGUAUUUAACCGUUUCAAAAGUUAUGACCAGAAUCCUUUUCAGCUUAAUGAAUUUGGUCCAAGCGCAACUAUCCGAGGUCUUAACAGCAUACUCAGUCAGGAGCUGGUAAAGCUUGAAAAGGAGCAAGCAAGGAGGAAAAUUUUGGAGAAGAUUAGAAUUCAGAGAGAAGAAACAGAUAAAUGGUGGGAGAAACCUCCCAGUGAACUUAACUUGCGUCAAAACACUUGUCUAAUAAGUGUUUUGGAAAAUCUGAGGAUGGAUUUGGGAAGUCCACGCUUCCAACAAGCAAUGGUUCCUCGGAAUUACUGUGGUGGAAGUAAUAACAACAUUGUUGGUGGCGGUAAUACCGAUCCUCUCGACGAAAGAAGCAUGUUCGAGAAUGCGUUCAACUACAAUCCCAACAUGAUGAUUCCUAAUCAAGGACCAACGUUAGGAUAUAACAACAUUAAGCCUGAGGUGUUUGAUCCGAUAUACAAUAUGAAUUGGCCUGAAUAUAAGCACGGUCCCUACUAGGACCAAGAUCGGAGGGACGAAGGAAGAGGCAAGAAGAAACCUCAUAACAUCAAUCAACAUAAUCUCAAUCAUGGUUUUCAUCGCAUUCAUCAUGUUUAAUGUUAGCUUUUUGUUUGUGUUGUCUGUUUUCAAUAAUUAUCUAUCCAUAAGAUUUGUUUCAGUUUGUUUCAUUUUCUUUUGCUGUUUUUGUUGGUUCUUUGUGUUCGUUUUGGAUGAAUAUUUAAUAUAUAAUUCUCAUCU